Lodderomyces beijingensis is the source of this 1290-nucleotide messenger RNA. The record is from the annotation of a GenBank genome assembly. Lineage: Eukaryota; Fungi; Ascomycota; Pichiomycetes; Serinales; Debaryomycetaceae.
AUGGUAACGUUGGAAGAGUUGGAGUCAAAUCAGCAGGGUGACGAUGGUAUUGACAUGGAGAUACUACAGUCGUCAACUUCGGACAUAAUAAAUCGAACCAAGUUGUUGGACAAUGACAUCAAAGUAAUGAGAUCGGAGUCUCAAAGGCUAACACACGAAAAGACGAUGAUGUUGGAAAGGAUAAAGGAUAACCAGGACAAGAUCAACAACAACAAGCAAUUGCCCUAUUUGGUCGGCAAUGUCGUCGAGUUGUUGAACCUCGAUGUCGACAAGGAGGCCAGCGAACAAGGGGCCAACAUUGACAUUGACGCUGCGCGGUCGGGGAAAUCUGCAGUCAUCAAGACCUCUACUAGACAAACGAUAUUCUUGCCCAUGAUUGGCUUAGUCGAUCACGACAAAUUGAAGCCUAAUGACCUAAUUGGGGUCAACAAGGACUCGUAUUUGAUUUUGGACACGUUGCCCUCUGAGUAUGACUCAAGAGUGAAAGCCAUGGAGUUGGACGAGAAGCCUACUGAAAACUAUUCAAACAUCGGUGGGUUAGAUAACCAGAUUGAAGAGCUAAUAGAAGCAGUUGUUUUACCGAUGAAACAAGCCGAGAAAUUCAAAAAGUUGGGAAUCAAACCACCAAAAGGUGCGUUAAUGUAUGGUCCUCCAGGUACCGGAAAGACGCUUUUAGCCAGGGCCUGUGCUGCGCAAUCGGGGGCAACGUUUUUGAAACUAGCAGCUCCACAGUUGGUGCAGAUGUUUAUCGGCGAUGGUGCCAAGUUGGUGCGAGAUGCUUUUGCAUUGGCCAAGGAAAAAGCUCCCACCAUUAUCUUUAUUGAUGAAUUGGAUGCUAUAGGUACAAAGCGAUUUGAUUCCGACAAGAGUGGUGACCGAGAAGUCCAGAGAACCAUGUUGGAGUUGUUGAAUCAGUUGGAUGGCUUUGGAUCCGAUGAUCGAGUCAAAGUCUUGGCAGCCACAAAUAGAGUGGAUACCUUGGACCCGGCCCUUUUAAGAUCUGGUAGAUUGGAUAGGAAAAUCGAGUUCCCCCUACCUUCCGAAGAAGCUAGAGAGUCGGUGUUGAAGAUCCACGCGAGAAAAUUACAUUGUGAUAAUAACUCGAUCAACUGGAGGGAAUUGGCCAGGUCCACGGAUGAGUUUAAUGGAGCACAAUUGAAGGCAGUCACUGUGGAAGCCGGUAUGAUUGCCUUGAGAAACGGGAAAUCUAUUAUUAGACAUGAGGAUUUUGUUGAGGCGAUUGGCGAAGUGCAAGCCAGAAAAUCAAAGUCGGUGAAUUUCUACGCAUAG